Tympanuchus pallidicinctus (lesser prairie-chicken) is the source of this 1230-nucleotide messenger RNA. RefSeq names its product SH3 domain binding glutamate rich protein like 3 (gene SH3BGRL3). Lineage: Eukaryota; Metazoa; Chordata; Aves; Galliformes; Phasianidae. Bases 93 to 374 code for a protein of 93 amino acids. The transcript is spliced from 3 exons. Gene Ontology annotation, cellular component: cytoplasm. The record is from RefSeq and is a predicted model, not a curated record.
CGCCGCAGUCACAUGCGGGGCGGCGCCGGUCCGCUCCGCCCUCCGAGCGUCCCCCGCCCGGGCUGUGCGCAGGGAGCGGCCGCGGGCGCAGCAUGAGCGCUCUGAAGGUGUACAGCACGUCGGUGACCGGAUCCCGGGAGAUCAAAUCCCAACAAAGCGAAGUGACCAGAAUCCUUGAUGGGAAGAACAUCAAGUACGAGCUGGUGGACAUCUCCCAGGACAACGCUCUCCGGGAGGAGAUGAGGGCAAAGGCGGGCAACCCCAAAGCCAUCCCACCCCAGAUUGUCAACGGAGACCAGUACUGCGGGGAUUAUGAGCUCUUUGUGGAAGCGGUGGAACAAAACACCCUGCAGGAGUUCCUGAAGCUGGCCUGACCCGCAGGCUCUCCGCCCAUCCUGGACUCUACCUGCGUUCCUGUGCACCCCCAUCUCCGACCAUCUUCACUUCCGUGUUGUCAGCGCUGUCCUGGCACCGCGACUUGUAUUCCAGCACCAGGAAACCCGUGACCAAAACCACUCACUGCAGCUGCCUACGAUUCCUUCCUACCUGACCCCGAUGUCAUCUCAGAGGGAUCCAAAGAAAGCCCGACGCUCGCUGCGCAUGGCCUUAGAACAGAGCUGGGCCCGGCUCACACCGCAGCUUUCAGUGCCUCUGUAAACAGCAAAGCCUCUCGGGCUGUGCGAAGUGCAGCUGCCCGUCAGCCUUCUCCUCUACAGGGAGAGCUUCUGCUUUAGGAGGGAAGGGCUUAGGGUUGCAUGUUACUUCCACUCCUCCCAGUUGCUGUUAAAAUUGUAAAUCCUGCUGCCUCACUUCCUUUUUUUUUUUUUUAAAAAGAAAAAAAACUUUCAUCUCAACUGCACAGAUCAUGGCAACUAAGUUUUCUGUUUUGUUUUUUAAUAAUUUAAUGCAGAAAUACUGCACAAAGCUGGGUAUGACCACCCACUGGGGAGCAGGCUGGGGCUGAGGCGUCUCUUAGAAGGCUGGGAGCAGGUGGGCCUGGAGCUGGGACCUGCACUGCUCCAUCAGUGCUGUGACGCAGUUUGAGGGCUCUCUGGUGAGCGCUGAUGGCUCAGGGCUGCUUCACAACAGCUGAUGCUCCAGCUAUCUCAUCCUUCCUGUUUUCUGUUGGCUUUUUGCAACUUGGACCAAGUGCAUUUUGUUUUCCUGCCAAAAAGCGAGUUUAUAACCAGCGUUGUCUUCCGAGAUGCUAUUAAAUGUUACUGUACCUUU